CCAGUGGAGGGGAGGUUGACAAAUCAAGAUGGCGACCUACGCUGAAGCAGGAAAGAGGUUUCAGUAUAAAUAAAACCGAAUCGGAGAUUAGCUUAAAUUGGAGUGGCAGCGCUAUAAGGCGUCGUUUGGAUUUUGAAAGAACAAGACGGAGCAGAUACUGACUCUAAAUGGCUGCGAGGAAGUCUGGCUCAGAUGCAUACAACAAUGGACCCAUCAGCUAUCUUGAUGAUGUUCCCUUCAAGAUAAAUGAUAAAUUCCUUUGUCCAGCCAAAGUGGGUCUGCCUGUUGGUUUCUCUCUGCCAGACUUUGGCUCUGCAUUGGCGGACACAAAGUAUGACUUUUCUCUCGAGAAACGUAGUGUGCGCUGGGGGGCAGAACUGGCUGAGGCCAGAGCGGCAGAAGCCAGAGCAGAAGAGGCUGCAGCCAAGCAGGAGGCAGAGAGCAGGAAGCAUUUGGCCAAGGCCCAGGAGGUUGAUGGUGGUGGAGGAAAGAAACCCCAGUCUGCUGCAGAGGACCAGGACCUUCCACCACCAGCGCUGAACCCUGUUCUUGCAGGGCUGAGCCAUAAUGCCAUCCUCACUCCACUGCCUGCUCCAAGCUUUGACCACCGGAACACCCAACCCAGCACUCCUCAGCUACACAGCCUCAAUUUAGCUGAUUUUGAGCGGGAAGAGGAUCCCUUUGACAAGCUGGAACUCAAAACUUUAGACGAUAAGGAGGAACUGAGAAACAUCCUCCAGAGUCAGCCUCAACCUCAAGCUCAACCUCAGCCUCAGCAUCCUCCUUCUGUUUCCCCACCAGAGAUUUCUCAGCUAGGGCCAACAUCACGUGGAAACAGCCCAUCCCCACCCAGCAUCAACACCAGCCUCUCAUCCAAACCAGGCUUUGCCCACAAACCCAACGGGUUGGUUGCCUUGCUAGACAUGGACAGAGUUGGGCAUCCUGGAAGAGCAGCAUUUGACACAGACGAUCGCCCUUGUAACAUUCGCUCUCUGACUUUCCCCAAGCUCUCUGAUUCUGGUGACCCAGAACCACUGAGGUACACUCCUCUCCCCACCACCGUUCCUGCUCCCCGACAGAACCUGCCCAAUGGCAGCCCACCAACCAUGCCCAAGGCCCAGGUUAUUGUUGCUCCUGAGCUAGCCAGCCACACCAAGAGUGGUACACCAAAGCCUGCCAUUCCAGGGUCAGGAUCUGCUGGUCUACCGUGUGGUGGAGCCCUCCUCAGCAUGACUCCCAGCGAGCGUCAGUGUGUGGAGACGCUUGUGGGCAUGGGCUACUCUUAUGAAGGUGUCCUGCGGGCCAUGCAAAGACAAGGGCAGAACGUGGAGCAGGUACUGGACUAUCUGUUUGUCCACGGUCGUCUGUGUGAACGUGGCUUUGAUGAAAGUGCAGUGGAGGAAUGUUUAGAGAUGUACCAGUGCUCAGAAGAAAAGGCAUUGCAGUUUCUUGAGCUGAUGUCAAGAUUUGGUGAAAUGGGAUUUGAGCGGGACACCAUCAAAGAGGUGCUGCUAGUCCACAACAACGAUCAGGACAAGGCUUUGGAGGACCUGAUGGCUCGUGCCACGGCUAGCUGAGCCUAGCCAGUCGGCUAACCAAAGCUCUACCCAGGGCAUGCCUCCCGCUACCACCCAACAGCCCCUUUCCUUCCACCCGCCCUAUCAUACCAUGCCCUGUCCUUGCCUUGGCUGUGGAAGGGACUGCUGGGAGACUGUUGUAUUUCUCUCUGUGCUAAACCGCAUUGUGUGUCAGCACUUCUUAAUGACUGUGCCUAGAGUGGAGGAGGUUAAACUGUAACCAUGCUUCUUGAGGGUGUUCCAGGAUUUGGUACUGCUAGGAUAUUCAUGAAUAGGAGGAAUGACUGAGCUGUGGCAUGUUGAUGCCAUUCUGAUUUGCUUCCACUUGGAAGUGUUUAUCUGACUGCAGGCAAAAAACAAAAAACUAAACUAAACGCAAAGCCGAAUGAGGAGGAGCUGGUGACAAACUCUGGGUGCAUCCACGAAUGACCAGUUUGAACUUUAGAAUCUCUAAAAAAAAAAAAUAAGCUGCCAUCUUCCACUGCUCACAGCAGACCUAGUAGACAGUGGAGGGGAUAGGUGGGCUUGUGGACGCUUUCUUCAAACAGAACAGUUUUACAUUAACAAAUAAAAACAAAAGAGAGGGGGAAAAAGCACAGACAGAGAACUGACUCACAAGGAGUGACCUCUGUGCUGGUGUGCCCACACCUGUUUCUGUUCUACUUUAUGCUUUCACUCAUUCUUGUUGGUUUUUACAGUUCAUUUUGGGCACUUUUCAUGUUGGUUUCAAAUUCAGUUUCUUUGCUUUCUGUUUUAGGAAUUGCAUUAAUAGAUCAUUUGUCAUCAUAAGUAUGAACACAAGAGUACUACUGCCCCAUUGUGCUCUUUGACCUGCACUGGAAAGCCUGCUUGAAGGAGUAGGAGAGGUGUAAGAAAUUGAGAAAUAUCCCAUGGUGUAUUGGCACUGAUGUGUCACAUACCGCACGGGCACACACCUUUCAUAAUUAUCAACUUAUUUAAAAUAGAACACUGACACUUUGAUUUAAAAAUAAAGAGGUUGAUAUAAUAAUGUAAGAUAUGUUAACUUGCAAAAGUGAUGGUUUUAACUUUCACUGGAAAACAGUGGGGGGGAGUUUAAAGAAAGACAGAAAUGUGAGGGUUGCUUUUGCAGCCACGUCACAGUGCAAUAGAGUCAUUUCAUAUUGUUUGACUUUUGACUUGGCACUUUGAGCCUCAAGUGAUUUUUGGGAGAGGAGAAAUGGUCUGCUGGCCUUGCUGGAAAUUUUACCGGAAAAGCUUUGAUUUUAGUGAUUUCUGUCAUUCACACACUGUUUUUUUUUGUUUGUUUGCUUUUUGGAUUUCAUACCACAAACGCAAACAAUACUUUGUUUCUUGGUUCACUGUUUUUUCCCUACGAGUAAGAUAUGUGUUCAUUCAGAUUUUAGUUUGGUCGACAUCUCCAUAGUCUUAAAUGGAACAUUUAAAUGAAAAAGUCAAAAACAUUUUCCACGAUGUCAGUUGGGUUGAAAUUGUUUAAAAGAAAUCCUGUUUUAUCUUUUAUAUACGUGGUAAUGGACCUGCUGAGUUCGGUAUUAAAAAAGUGUCUGGUUUGAUGGGGAUUGUGAAAUGCAUGGUAACAAUUAAGGGCUUAAUGUAAGCGAAGGGUGACUCAAAGAACUGAAACUUUGCUCGGACUAGCUCAAAUGAGAGGAGACCACUUCUAACCAUCAGUCUGUUUGGUUUGUUUUUUUGGUUUAUUUUGCCAGUAGGGAAAUUAUUUUACCCAUUUGAUUGAAGAUAUUAGUGACAAAUGUCUGAAAAAUACACGGUACCAUUCAAACCACAAAGAUGAACACGUUUGCAGUGAAUUCCCAAAGUGUUGCCUCUAUUGACACACAUUACAAAUUUACCCUACAGGGUUUAUUUUGGAGAAGUGGGGUGGUUAAAACUUUGCAUUAUUGGUUUCAGCAAGGCGUCACGUCAUCAUCCAGCCUUUUGAAACUGAAAUGUCAACAAGUAAGUUUCAGUUUUUUAUUUUUAACUUUUAAUUGCCUUCCUUUCUAUUUACCAAGCUAAAGAAGACAUACAAACACACAAGUGGUAUUAUAGUGUCCGUACUUGACUUUCGCGUGGCUUUGUUAAUUAUAGGUAAAGCUGGUGUCCACUUGCCUCUUCUCUGACAGCCCCACACCCUGGAGAGAUUAUAGAGAAAAAUCUAAUCUGAACUUCCAAUUGACCUUUGCUUUCAUUCUAACAUCGGAGUUGUGCAAGGAUGAAGCGCAACUGGUUUCUCAUUUAGGCGAUCAUACUUAAGCAUUUAUAUAUUUAAAUCUCCAUCAAUGAUCAGUCUCCAUCUAAUGAACAUUGAAAUAUUUUAAUAUUAUAAUAAAUGGUGGCUAAGUGUCUUUCCCAAAGUCCUACAAUGUGAUUCAGAAAAUGUUCAGUUUCCUCAUUAUCAUUUGGAAAUGAUUAAAUGUGCACAUCC
This is a messenger RNA of Pelmatolapia mariae (spotted tilapia), 4002 nucleotides long. RefSeq names its product ubiquitin associated protein 1 (gene ubap1). Gene Ontology annotation, molecular function: ubiquitin binding. The transcript is spliced from 7 exons. The coding region runs from base 168 to 1577 and encodes 469 amino acids. The record is from RefSeq and is a predicted model, not a curated record. NCBI's taxonomy places the organism in Eukaryota, Metazoa, Chordata, Actinopteri, Cichliformes, Cichlidae. Gene Ontology annotation, biological process: ubiquitin-dependent protein catabolic process via the multivesicular body sorting pathway. Gene Ontology annotation, cellular component: ESCRT I complex.